UUUGUUAGAGAGGAGUCGGAGCAUGCAUGAAAUUCAUUGAACCGAACAUCGAGGAUCUUAGAAAGUAGGGCACACCGGUCGGUUUGCUGGUCCAGUUGGAAGCACUUUGCCUUUGGUUAAACAUAACUUGGAAAUCAUGGAAAACAAGCAAACUAUCAACUUUGGAGCAGGACCUGCAAAACUGCCACAGUCUGUUUUGCUUCAAGCUCAGAAGGAGUUGACAAACUACAAUGGCAUUGGCAUCAGUGUCCUGGAGAUGAGCCACAGAUCCGCAGAUUUCACCAAGAUUAUCAACACCACUGAGAACCUGCUGAGGGAGCUCCUGAAGAUCCCAGACAACUACAAAGUGCUUUUUUUGCAAGGGGGCGGGUCUGGCCAGUUCAGUGCCGUCCCUCUCAAUCUGAUUGGUCUGAAGGAGGAGAAGCGGGCCGACUACAUUGUGACAGGAACUUGGUCGGCUAAAGCUGCCAAGGAGGCGGAGAAAUAUGGCAAGGUCAACGUGGUGCACCCCAAACUGGACUCCUACACCAAGAUCCCAGAGAGCGGCGGCUGGGCGGUGGACUCAAGCGCCUCCUACCUGUACUACUGCUGCAACGAGACGGUGCACGGCGUGGAGUUCAACUUCACCCCGGACCCCAAGGGGCCAGUGUUGGUCAGCGACAUGUCCUCCAACUUCCUGUCCCGCCCCGUGGACGUGUCCAAGUUUGGGUUGAUCUUUGCCGGUGCCCAGAAGAAUGUGGGGUGUGCAGGUGUCACGGUGGUGAUUGUACGGGAGGACCUCCUGGGAGCGGCGCUAAAGGAGUGUCCUAUCGUCCUGGACUACCAGGUUCAGGCUGGGAACAGCUCCCUCUACAACACCCCACCCUGCUUCAGUAUCUACAUUAUGAGUCUGGUUCUGGAGUGGAUCAAGAACAACGGUGGAACUGAAGCCAUGGAACGUCUCAACAUACAGAAAUCCUCCCUCAUCUAUGACAUCAUUAGUGCCUCCAAUGGCUUCUACACGUGCCCUGUGGAUCCAGACUGUCGCAGUCGGAUGAAUGUGCCGUUCCGCGUGGGCAGCAGCCAGGGUGAUGAUGCAUUGGAGAAGAAGUUUCUGGAUGGAGCUGCCAAGCUUGGCAUGAUCUCUCUUAAGGGACACAGGUCCGUCGGAGGCGUCCGUGCGUCCUUGUACAAUGCUGUGACUGUGGAGGAUGCACAGGCUCUUGCCAACUACAUGAGUCGCUUCCUGAAGGAGCACCAGUCCGGAUAGUCGUGCAUCACUGCCAAUCAGACGUCUUGUUUACUAAUGGCCUAUGCCACUGACCAAUCAUGAACCAGCUUGUUUACAGUUAGAACACUAACGUAAGAUGUUACUAAUAGCACUCUAUGCUGUUAAUGCAACUUUGUAAUGCGCACAUUCUGUGGGAGACCUCUGUCAAGCUUUUCAAUCUCAGAGGCUGCCUUGGGAGUUGUAGUUUUUUUUGGAAAUAGAUCUGUGUCAUGUUUGUGCCUUUAAUGUAUAUAGAUAAAUCUUUUUAUCUGUGUAUGAAGUUUUAUGUCCACAUUCCAUUAAAAGUCUUAUUGUCAA
Molecule: messenger RNA, 1567 nt
Organism: Clupea harengus (Atlantic herring)
Lineage: Eukaryota; Metazoa; Chordata; Actinopteri; Clupeiformes; Clupeidae
Gene: psat1
Product: phosphoserine aminotransferase 1
Exons: 9
Coding region: 137-1249 (370 amino acids)
Biological process (GO): L-serine biosynthetic process
Cellular component (GO): cytoplasm
Molecular function (GO): O-phospho-L-serine:2-oxoglutarate transaminase activity; pyridoxal phosphate binding
Source: RefSeq, a predicted model, not a curated record